AUGAACUCCUCCGCCUUCCUCCGCAUGGCCUGCCUCUUCAACCCCUUCUUCGGCAUCACAUCAGCCACCACCUGCGGCGACGGCAGCACCACAGUCGACACCUCCGGCUUCACCAACCCCGUCGUCGGCCCCUCCACCGGCGGCGCCACCUCGACCUGCAUCUCCGGCACCGUCGCCCUCCCCAUCAACGCCACCGGCCUCAAGAUCCUCUACGACGCGCCCCAGGACCAGGCCGCCGUCACAGAGUCCCUCGUCGAGCUCUUCCAGGCAGACGCCGCCUGGAUCGCAAACGUCACCGCCGGCGGACCGGCCGCCAUCGCCGGCACCUACGACAUCUUUGUCAAGCUCUGCCUCCCCAACAAUCUCAACCCCGACGGAAAAAACAAGAUCAAGACGGUGCAGCUCCUCACCCACGGCGCCACCCUCGACCACACCUACUGGGACAUCGGCCCCGGCUACAGCUACGUCGACGUCGCCUCCGCCGCCGGCUACGCCACCCUCUCCUACGACCAGCUCGGCGUCGGCAAGUCCUCCCACCCAGACCCCAUCCAGACGGUCCAGGCCUCCUCCCAAGUCGCCGUCACGCACCAGCUCGUCGCCCUCCUCCGCGCCGCCAAGCUCGGCGGCUACUCCUUCGACAAGGUCGUCGGCGUCGGCCACAGCGCCGGCAGCACCCUCACCCAGGGCAUCACCACGCAGUUCCCCCACGACUUUGACGCCGUCGUCCUCUCCGGCACCAGCGCCAGCGCCGCCUCCGUCGCCAUGACCAUGGCGGCCUUCAACUUCGUCAACGCCAACGCGGAUCCGGCGCCCCAGUUCAAGGGCCUGCCCGCGGGCUUCCUGACGCAGCAGUCCGCCGCCGGCAUCCAGUUCGCCUUCUACCGCUUCCCCAACUACGACGACGACGCCUUCGAGCGGCAGGUCGCCAACAAGCAGACCAACACGCUCGGUGUCCUGCUCACCCUGGGCGGCAUCGUCGCGCCGUCGACGCAGUUCACGGGGCCCGUCCAGAUCAUAAACGGCCAGCACGAUCUUGUCUUUUGCGGCGGCAACUGCCUCUAUCCGACGGAUCAGGAUGUCGUGGCCUUGGAGACGUUCUAUCCGGCCGCGGCAAAGGGGAGCCAGACGUACAUCGCCGCGGGCGCCGGGCAUGCGAUUGCCGCCCACAAGAGCGGCCCGGAUAGCUUCAAGGAGAUGAUCCAGUUCUUGCAGGCAAACGGCCUGUGA
Molecule: messenger RNA, 1227 nt
Organism: Trichoderma citrinoviride
Lineage: Eukaryota; Fungi; Ascomycota; Sordariomycetes; Hypocreales; Hypocreaceae
Product: alpha/beta-hydrolase
Exons: 1
Coding region: 1-1227 (408 amino acids)
Source: RefSeq, a predicted model, not a curated record